AUGUCAGAUGACAUUAAGGCUAUGGCGGCAUCGGCUGCAAUUAAUUUGGCAAUGGAAGCAAAGUUUCAAAAGAUUGUUUUGAAAGGAGACUCUAAGGCUGUUAUUGAAGCAUGUAAAAAGGCAGAUAGAUUCGAUGGCCGGUGGAUCGGAGGUGGCCGAGACGUCUUUAUCGUGUGCUCAAUGUGGCAAGCCUGCUCGUCUUCAGUGUCCCAAAUAGCAAGGGAAGUUUUGGAUGCGGCUGCUCGUAUAAUUCGACCUGGUGUGACUACUGAUGAAAUUGAUGCCGUUGUUCAUGAAGCAACAAUUGCUGCCGGUCAGUCAAUGAAGUAA
Molecule: messenger RNA, 330 nt
Organism: Ilex paraguariensis (yerba mate)
Lineage: Eukaryota; Viridiplantae; Streptophyta; Magnoliopsida; Aquifoliales; Aquifoliaceae
Source: the annotation of a GenBank genome assembly